Messenger RNA from Symbiodinium necroappetens, 3690 nucleotides. The record is from the annotation of a GenBank genome assembly. Lineage: Eukaryota; Dinophyceae; Suessiales; Symbiodiniaceae.
AUGGAGCCACACUCACCGCUCUUGACGAGACGACAAGCUCUUUUGGAGGAUCGCAACCCAUUGGCUGAGAGAUACUCGCCAACUCGACGAUAUUCGAGCUUUCAGGAUCAGAAAAAGUGCCAACAGAUGCUGGAGAGCAUCGAGACGCCCACCCACUGCGCUCUACUCCUGCGCUCUGGGAAGGAAUACCACUGCCCAAAGCGGCUUGGCCUCUCGCUAUCUGCACUACCACCGGUGCCGCACACACCCCACAGCGCGCGGACGACGAAACAGGAAGUCAAGCCACUUCGCUUUGGUGCGGCCACGGCGCGGGAGUCCACGAGUGUUCGCAGCCGUCUUGAGCGAAAUCAGGCGGAGCGCAUCUCCGAGCCGCUUCGGGCUGUGAAGCAGAUGGCAGGCGAGCAACCCUCUUCAAAGUGGCAUCCGGGCCUCCAUCACUGGGUGCAGCUGCGCACCUGGCGCCACGAGCGGCACGGCGGCCAAGCAGGCCAAAAGACAGCACCACCUUUGCAGCGCUACGCGAAGGUAUGCCAGGAUUGCGGCUUGCAGCCGCAGCAGGCAGUCGUUGGUUUCCUGGGGCAGAAACUCCCAUUCCUCGAUCUUCGUGGCCUGGGCUACUCGGAUGAGGACUUGCUGGCACUGGCUGCUGCCUUUCCCUACACAGGAACCUUGGAAAGACUCGAUCUUGGCCAGAACUCCAAGCUUACGAACCGAUCUGUUUGCCCGCUACUGGAAUGUGUGGCUGCCAGAUUUGCUGACAUGUUGGCGGCGCUUUACCUGGACAAGUGCAUCCAAAUUGGCCGUGAGGCAAUGCAGCUCCUGACACAGCUAAUUCUUGGCCCGAUGGUGAACCUCCAGCGCCUGGAUAUCUCGGGAGUCUAUGUCAGCAUCGCGGAUUAUCAGAAACUCGCUGGUGCAAUUGAGAGGCACGAGCGCCUCCAAGAAGUGUCAUUGGCAAGGACGGGCAUAAGCCCAGAUCUCUCCACCAAGAUCAUCCCAAGCCUGGUCCGAAACACUCGGAUCCUGAAGCUGGACCUCGGGUACAAUAAUUUCGACCCGGAGGCAUUCACGGUGCUGGGAAACAGCCUUCUCAAAGGCAGCCGUUUGGAAUAUCUCGGCUUGGCGAAGACGGCGUCUGUCAUGGCGUCGGUGCCCAUGUGCGGCUUUCUGGAGCAGCUGCCAGCAGAUAGGUGCCUCAAGUUCUUGGAUCUGUCGGACAACCAGUUGGACGAAAGUUCAGCGCUGAUGCUUGAGUAUGGCUUCCUGAAUCAUCCGACUAUCGAGUUGCUGGAUGUUUCCACGAAUCCACUGGGGCAGAAUGGGCUCUGCGCACUUUUGCGCCUCCUCUCCAACGAGCAGUGCCCCGAGCUUUGCAACCUCCUCCUCGAGGAUGUGCAGACAGCUUCGGACGGCGACGUGGCACUGGGCCUCUUCGAUGUUGAUCCGUCUGGGCAGUACUCACUGGACAUGGCCAUGGCUGGUCAGCGUACUUGUUUCCGGCUGUUGCUCACAAACCUGGCACAGCUGGGUGGCAGCCGGAGCCAAUACAUCAAGAGUGCCAUGCUCACCAGUUCUUCCACACAACCUCCAACGCCGUACAACGUGGAUGGCGUGCGCAAAAGGCGCGGUGUCUGGAACGUGCCUACAUCCGGCAUCCUGAGCUUUGUGUUGAGUCUGAACGACUAUUUCUUGAAGGACGAAGGGGACAACUCGGUCCUCUACUCCGAAGUUGUAGAAAGGAUGCUGCUGAAGAGGAAGCGGACAUGGGCAUCCAAGAAGAAGACUUUUGCAGUUCUGCAAAAGGUGAACUCUAUGGAAGGGCCCCUCUUCGAUGCCUUCCUCAUGGCGCUGCUGAGGGACUUUCACUUGAACAAAGACCAGGUGAUGGCCAUCUACAUGAACCAAGGGGACAAGGCCAAAGAGACGCUGAUCCGCAUGCUGCCCGCCAUCAUCCAUCCCCGGGCUCUGCUGCAUGCGGCCCAAAACACCGACUCGAUCAAGGACAUCCUGGAUUUCGAAAGAUCUGCGAGGGCCCCACUGUCUCUGAAUCUGGAAAACCCCACAGGGCAUUAUGCCCUGCGACUUGAACACCUUCCCACUCGAAGUGUCGUUCAGAAGCUCCUGCUGCUGAACCGAUGGCAGCUACACCUCUGGCGGAAAGCCAACCUCGUCGAUGUCAGCAUCGAUGGCAAGGGGAAGUGCCUCCGGAAUGCCUUGCUGGACGGAAAAUCUCUCAGCUUCUCCGAUGCUGACUGGCGCAUCCCUCCGCAAGGGCUGCUGACCUUUGACUUUGUGGCGUUGUACAGGCCGCCUGCAGCGGCCAAGCCAAUCCCCAUCGAGACGUGGGGGAAUGUGCUUGCAGCACUGCAGGCUGAAUUGGCGCCGAAGAAGAAGGAAGACAUGAAAGUCGAGGAGGAUCCUCAGAGCAGCCUGAAGAUAAGCCAGGCGAUCUGGGCGCUUCGGGGCAUCAGCUCAAGAGUUUGGAUCCUCUCGCGGCAGCUGCGAAACCUCCUGUGCGUUUUCCUGCACCGAGAUGACCGGGCCACAGUGCUUUGCAUGAUGUUCCUGCGAUGCGUGGACUGGCCCAUCAAUGGCAAGUGUUGUCAACCAAAGUUCACGAAACCGCACUGGAAGAGCCUGAGUGAAAAGCUGGGCUACAUGAACCUUUUCCCGUACGGGCAGCCAGAGAUGUCCUUUCACACAAUCGACCUUGCCCAGUGGGAACAGCGACGAUGCCUGCACACACUCGUCCGCCUGUCAAAUGCGGAAGAUGCAGUGAACAUCAAGAAUCCCGUGAUGGACAAAGAUGCGAACCCAAAUGCCCCUGCCUUCCAGCCUUUCGUUGCAGGCAUUCCAAACUCCUGGGCCGAGUGGGACAAUGUGCCGGCCCAGGGAAUCAUGCAGUGCACCUACAACUGUGCGGUGGACCGCCAAAAUCUCAAGGUCCGAAGGCGGCUUGCAGCAACGAUAGGGGGCUGGGCACACCUGCCGGACACGGCCUUCGACUUCUGGUCGUGCUUGGAGGAUGUGCCACCGGAAGUCCUCAAGGUGGUGGUCUUCAUGAUCCGCAACUGGAAAAGCACUGAUGCAGCCUUUACUGCCCUGAACACGCAGCCAGACAACAUGCUGAACCACAAGGAGUUCGUGGAUGGCCUAGCGAAAGCCGGCUGCUGCCGCACGCGAAGGCCCAAGAUGCGAACGAUGACGAUGUCAGUGGCGCUGGGCUCAAGAGGACUACCUGGAAGUCCCUCCGGCACAGAGCCCGAGAGCGAGGACACUGGACAGUUGGAGGCCUUGUCCAGCGUGUUCCGAUACUUGGAUACCUCACAUGAUGGCGACAUCUCACGGCGGGAGUUCGAGACGCUGGAGCGCGUUUGGCGCGAGCUUCAACAAUCCAUGUAUGAGCUGAAGAAUGACUUGGAGAUCUUCUACGGAUCGCUGACGAAGGCCUUCGAAGCCAUCGAUCAGGACGAGAGCGGCGCGAUCUCCUUCGAAGAGUUCCGAAAGUGUGUUGAGGCAACGCAGUUUGACGGGCCCGUCACGGAGAUCUUCAUGUUUGUUGACAUGAAUGGGGACCAGGAGAUUGACGGUGAGGAGUUUUUCAUCCUUGAAGAAUAUAGUCACGCGCCCCCCUUGCCGGACUUCACGGAUGCCAAGACUGCAAAGAUGGCCAGACUCCUCCAAAAAUAG